GCGGCGCGGUGUGGCGCGGGGGAACUGUCCUCGCGCGGAGGGUGCUGCUGAAACAAGAUGGCUGUGCGCGCAGGAGGAGCAGCAGCGGCGGUGGUGGAGAGCUGAGCAGCAAUGCAGAGGAGGAAGAAGAGGGGGGCGAGGAAUCCACUCCUGUGUGUCUUGUCCUGCCAGAAGAGAGCAACAGCCCCGCAGAGAGACAGACGACUUCGCUUCUGAGAUGAUGCUGCCUUGUUUCCGGUGCCAUUUAGGCUAACGGUUCGGCGGUUAGAGUGCUGUUUCUUUUUUCUUUUUUUUUUCUUUCUUUUUUUUUUGUAACCAAGAGACAAACGGACCGACCAAACAAAUCACGGAGCACUCAGUAGAGGACAGAGCCGGGGACGCUCACGCCGCUGUCAGAGAUGUCCCUGCUAUGUGUGGGAGUGAAGAAAGCCAAGCUGGAUGGACCCCAAGAGAAGUUCAACACUUAUGUGACUCUGAAGGUACAAAAUGUGAAGAGCACAACCAUUGCUGUCAGGGGCAACCUGCCCAGCUGGGAGCAAGACUUCAUGUUCGAGAUUAACCGGCUGGACCUGGGUCUGACAGUAGAGGUGUGGAACAAAGGGUUAAUCUGGGACACAAUGGUGGGCACUGUGUGGAUUCCCCUCCGUAGCAUCCGGCAGUCAAAUGAGGAGGGCCCAGGGGAGUGGCUCACACUGGACUCUCAGGUCAUCAUGACAGAUAAUGAGAUCUGCGGCACCAAAGAUCCCACUCUCCACCUGGUGCUGCUCGACACUCGCUUCGAACUGCCUCUCGAUAUCCCUGAGGAUGAGGCACGAUACUGGGCCAAAAAACUGGAGCAGCUCAAUGCCAUGAGGGACCAAGAUUAUUCCUACCAGGAGGAGCAGGAGCGCCCUCUCCGCGUACCAGGGACACAGUGCUGUAACUGGAGUCUGUGGGGAGACCAACAAAAUGAAGACCAAGACAGCGCCGUGGACGACAGAGACAGCGACUAUCGCAGUGAAACCAGUAACAGCAUCCCUCCUCCCUACUACAGCACGUCCCAGCCAAAUGCCUCCGUCCACCAGUAUCCCAUCAGCCACCAGCACCGCAGCUCCAGAAGCUUAUCUUACCCACGCUCUGGCAACAGCCAGGACCUCGACUACAACCAUCAGAGGACUGUCAGUCCCUCGGGGAGCUAUGCCUCCUCUGCAGAGUUGAGUCGGUGCAGCAGUCAGCUGAGCGAGGAGGACUAUGGCGGGGAGUAUGGAGAGAGGGACCCCUACGACGAAAAUGACUCCUACCACUCCUGCCACUCCUCAGUCAGCUACAGCAAAGGCUCUCCAGACUGGGACCCCGAUGAGACCCAGGGGGCAUACAGCGAUGAGGGCGGCUACAGCAAAGAUGGAGGGGAGGAGGCAGCUCUGUAUGAGGAGGAUGAUGGAGGACUGUAUGAGGGAGAAGAGGAAGGCCUCUACGAGGAUGAAGAGAUGAUGUAUGAUGAUGAGGAUUUGUAUAAUUUGGAUGGGACCCUCAGUGAGGACAUGGAGCCUCCAUUCACACCCACCCCAACAUCAACAGCCCCCGCAGGUUUAGAUGUUCCCAGCUCUAGACCUCCUCUAGAGAAACAGCCCUCUUUACACCAACAGCAGCCUCCAACUCAACCCCCUAACCAAACAUCAAACCAGUCUCAUCCUCCUGGGACGGCCCCAUCAGCACAACUACCCCCUGGUCAACCAACAGCCCAGCCACCUAAACAAGCCCAGCCCCAAACACAGCCCCAGCCCCAGGCAGCCCCGUCUGCCACUUCUUUCUUCUCUAUGGCCAAACCUCUAACGGCUGCAGUCACAGGUUUGGCCUCUUCUUUCCUGUCUUCUGUUCCCACCGCACAGCCUGCCCAGUCUCACCCUCCAGCCUCAGCCAUAUCUCAACAGCAGCAGUCGGCUGCAGCCAACGCUAUGCCCCCGUCCCACCCAGCCACCAUAGCUAACGCAGCCUCCCAGCCACCAUCCACUGCCAUGGGCCCUUCUUCCCAACAAACCCCGUCCUCUGGGCAGCCUCAAUCCCAUCUCAACGGCCCUGCCACUGAGAAGUCAGCAGCCCCUGAGGACCAGGCUCUCCAGCUGGAGGAAGAGCAAUGGCUAGAAGAGGAAACGAUGAUGGAGAGGGAGGCCAGGACACCCCCGGCUCAGCCAGAUGAGGAGCUCCCCAUGGAGGAGACAGAAGAGCAUUAUGAAAAGAGCAGGCCGCCAACGCCAGAGGAGGAAAUGGAGAUGCUGCCUGAGAGUCCUCCAGUCAUAGAGGAGCCCAAAGAGCCAGUGGAUCCAGCAGUCAGAGCCAAAGAGAACUGGCUAAGGCUCUACAAUAAAGUCUUAGAACAGCUGCGGGAGGCCCGAGGAGAAACCUCCAGCUCGCUGUGGUUCGGUAAAGGAGGAAUGGGAGGUGCACUCUACAGUAUUGACAGCAUGCCUGACCUUCGCAAGAGGAAAGCCAUUCCUCUUGUCAGAGAUCUGGCGAUGUCUCUAGUUCAGAACUCCCGUAAGGCUGGAAUCACCUCCGCCAUGGCGUCCACCACCCUCGGCAAUGAAGAGCUGAAAAGUCACGUUUAUAAAAAGACCCUGCAGGCUCUGAUCUACCCCAUCUCUUCCACCACACCACACAACUUUGAGGUGUGGACGGCCACCACCCCCACCUACUGCUAUGAAUGCGAGGGGCUGCUUUGGGGGAUCGCCCGGCAAGGCAUGCGCUGCUCCGAGUGCGGUGUCAAAUGCCACGACAAGUGUCAGGAUCUGCUCAAUGCUGACUGUCUGCAGAGAGCUGCAGAGAAGAGCUCCAAGCAUGGAGCGGAGGACCGAACCCAGAACAUCAUCAUGGUCCUGAAGGACCGCAUGAAGAUCAGAGAGAGGAACAAACCAGAAAUCUUUGAGCAAAUCCAGGAAGUGUUCGGCCUCGACAAAACAACGCACGGCACGCAGAUGAAACAAAUCAAGCAGAGCGUGUUGGAUGGGACUUCCAAAUGGUCGGCAAAGAUCAGCAUCACAGUGGUGUGUGCUCAGGGUCUGCAGGCUAAGGACAAAACAGGCUCCAGUGAUCCUUACGUAACUGUUCAAGUUGGGAAGACCAAGAAGAGAACGAAGACCAUCUACGGCAACCUCAACCCCGUCUGGGAAGAAAACUUCCACUUUGAAUGCCACAACUCAUCAGACCGCAUCAAGGUGCGCGUGUGGGACGAGGACGACGACAUCAAGUCGCGCGUGAAACAGAGGUUCAAACGUGAGAGUGACGACUUCCUGGGUCAAACCAUCAUCGAAGUCCGUACUCUGAGCGGCGAGAUGGACGUUUGGUACAACCUGGACAAGCGAACUGAUAAGUCUGCUGUGUCAGGAGCCAUCCGGAUGCACAUAAGUGUGGAGAUAAAAGGAGAGGAGACAGUCGCUCCUUACCACGUCCAGUACACCUGUCUACAUGAGCAUCUGUUCCAGUACACAACCGAGGAGCAGAAUGGCGGCGUCGUAAAGAUCCCCGAUGCCAAAGGGGAUGAUGCCUGGAAGGUGUACUUUGAGGAGACAGCUCAGGAGAUAGUGGACGAGUUUGCCAUGAGAUACGGAGUCGAGUCCAUCUACCAGGCCAUGACCCACUUUGCCUGCCUGUCAUCUAAGUACAUGUGUCCCGGAGUGCCAGCUGUGAUGAGCACCCUGCUCGCCAACAUCAACGCUUACUACGCCCACACCACCGAGUCCUCCAACAAUGUUUCUGCCUCGGACAGAUUUGCUGCAUCAAACUUUGGCAAGGAGAGGUUUGUCAAACUGCUGGAUCAGCUGCACAACUCCCUGAGGAUCGACCUUUCCAUGUACCGGAAUAACUUCCCAGCCAGCAGCCCUGAAAGACUUCAAGACCUCAAGUCCACAGUUGAUCUCUUGACGAGCAUCACAUUCUUCAGGAUGAAGGUCCAGGAGCUGCAGAGUCCCCCCAGGGCGAGCCAGGUGGUGAAGGACUGCGUGAAAGCCUGUCUGAACUCCACCUACGAAUACAUUUUCAACAACUGCCAUGACCUCUACAACAGGGAAUAUCAGACAGACCCUUCGAAGGCAGUCCCUCCAGAUGAGCAGGGUCCCAGCAUCAAGAACCUCGACUUCUGGUCCAAACUCAUCACCCUCAUUGUCUCCAUCAUAGAGGAGGACAAGAACUCCUACACUCCCUGCCUUAAUCAGUUUCCCCAGGAACUGAACGUGGGCAAGAUCAGCGCCGAGGUCAUGUGGAAUAUGUUUGCACAAGAUAUGAAAUACGCCAUGGAGGAGCAUGAGAAGAACCGCCUGUGUAAGAGCGCAGAUUAUAUGAACUUGCACUUCAAGGUCAAGUGGCUCUACAACGAGUACUGCAAGGAGCUCACCACCUUCCAGAAGCACGUUCCUGAAUAUCCAGCCUGGUUCGAACCAUUUGUCAUCAUGUGGCUAGACGAGAAUGAAGAAGUGUCCCGAGAUUUUCUACACGGAGCCCUGGAGAGGGACAAAAAAGACGGGUUCCAGGUCACAUCAGAGCACGCUUUGUUCUCCUGCUCCGUGGUGGACGUGUUCUCUCAGCUCAACCAGAGCUUUGAAAUCAUCCGCAAACUGGAGUGUCCCGACCCUCAGAUCGUGGGCAACUACAUGAAGAGAUUCGCCAAGACAAUCGGCAACGUCCUGCUAUCUUACGCUGACAUCAUCGCAAAGGACUUUCCAAAUCACGUCAAGAAGGAGAAAGUGCCGUGUAUCAUCAUCAAUAACAUCCAGCAGCUCAGAGUUCAGCUGGAGAAGAUGUUCGAGGCCAUGGGAGGAAAAGACCUCAACGUGGAGGCCAGCGACUUCCUCAAGGAGCUGCAGAACAAACUCAACAGCGUCAUGGACGACCUCAGCCGCAUUUUCGCUGUCAGUUUCCAGCCCCAGAUCGAGGACAACGUGAGGCAGAUGGGAGACAUCCUGGCCCAGGUCAAAGGGCAGACUGUGCCGGCCAACGGCAGCGUGGUGCAGGAGGCCGACAACGUCCUGCAGCCCAUCAUGGACUUCCUGGACAGCAAUCUGUCGCUGUUUGCUAAGAUCUGUGAGAAGACGGUCCUGAAGAGAGUGCUGAAGGAACUGUGGAAACUGGUGAUGAACACAAUGGAAAAAACAAUUGUGCUUCCAACACUCACUGACCAGACGGGCACGCAGAUGAUCUUCAACGCUGCUAAGGAGCUGGGCCAGCUGUCCAAACUCAAGGAGCACAUGGGAAGAGAGGAGGCCAAAGCUCUGACUCCUAAACAGUGUGCAGUCAUAGAGCUGGCACUGGACACUAUUAAGCAAUACUUCCACGCCGGUGGCGUGGGCCUGAAGAAAACCUUCUUGGAAAAGAGUCCAGACCUGCAGUCUCUGCGCUACGCCCUGUCUCUGUACACGCAGGCCACAGACAAGCUCAUCAGGAAGUUCGUCCUCUCACAGAACGCCCAGGUCCACGGAGGAAAAGGCAUCAGGUGCACGGCCAACGAAGACACGCCACCGGAGAAACCAUCCGGAGUGGACGCGGUCGGCGAGGUGGUCAUGUGCGUGGACAUUCUGCCUCAGCCUAACGGAGAACACAAGAUCAACGUGAAAGUGGUGGCUGCCAAUGACCUGAAAUGGAAGGCGCAGGGCUUCAGGCCUUUCGUCGAAGUCUACAUCAUCGGUCCUCACCUCAGCGACAAGAAGAGGAAAUUCGCCACCAAGUCCAAGAACAACACCUGGUCGCCCAAGUUCGCCGAAAGUGUCCAGUACUCCUUGGGCACUGAGGUCGGUCCAGAGAGCUACGAGCUGCAGGUGUGCGUGAAGGACUACUGCUUCGCCAGAGAGGACCGCACCGUGGGCAUGGGCGUGCUGCAGGUGAAGGACAUAGCCAGCAAGGGCAGCGUCACCUGCUGGAUGCCGCUGGGCCGACGCAUCCACAUGGACGAGACGGGCCUGACGGUGCUGCGCAUCCUCUCCCAGCGCAACAACGACGACGUGGCGAAAGAGUUCGUCAAGCUCAAGUCGGACCAGCGCUCGGCCGAGGAGGGCCGCAGCUGAGGGGGGACGCAGUGUGUGACAGACAUAGUAUUAUGCACACAUAUAGUACUCACACCUCCAUAGAUAGGCACACUCAUGAAAACGCUCUAUUGUACAUAUAUCUGCAUACAUUAUGCAACAUUUACAUUGCAAUGUUAUCAAUGCAAACAUGGAGGAAUACGUUUAUAAAGAUCAUAUUUCAUUUUGAGAUAUUUCCACAGCUUUUUUCCACUCUCAGUUUUUAGGGUUAGCCUCACGUUAGCAGCACUUGUCCGUCGCUCACUCAGUCUUUCCUAAAAACACAUCACACCUUUUAUACGCUGUCCACGUGAUAGGAAACAGCGCAGAACAACGAAACCAUGUGAAUAAAUUGAGAACGACCACUUUGCACUUUUGCUUCUCUGUGUCUUCAGGAGAGCAGUCCUCGCCUCGCUAUGCUCUGUCCCUCCGUCCGUCCGUCCUCUUCGUCCGUCCGCUUGCCUGCCUGACUGUGUGUCGUUCUUCCAGUCCGUCAUACUCUCCAGUUGUUUGCUCUGCAUAGUCCCCCCCCCCCCACACGGUGUGAUGUGUUGUGUUCAGAUGGAGUUCAGGUGCAGAUCUAAGAUCAGCUUCCUAUUUGCCCCAAAAAUCCCAAAUAAAGAAGAAGAAGA
Messenger RNA from Acanthopagrus latus (yellowfin seabream), 6658 nucleotides. RefSeq names its product protein unc-13 homolog A-like. Lineage: Eukaryota; Metazoa; Chordata; Actinopteri; Spariformes; Sparidae. Gene Ontology annotation, biological process: presynaptic dense core vesicle exocytosis; dense core granule priming; synaptic vesicle priming. The record is from RefSeq and is a predicted model, not a curated record. Gene Ontology annotation, cellular component: synaptic vesicle membrane; plasma membrane; presynaptic active zone cytoplasmic component. Bases 399 to 6029 code for a protein of 1876 amino acids. The transcript is spliced from 42 exons. Gene Ontology annotation, molecular function: calmodulin binding; syntaxin-1 binding; phospholipid binding.